Saccostrea cuccullata (small rock oyster) is the source of this 2288-nucleotide messenger RNA. RefSeq names its product heat shock 70 kDa protein 12B-like. Gene Ontology annotation, molecular function: ATP-dependent protein folding chaperone; ATP binding. Lineage: Eukaryota; Metazoa; Mollusca; Bivalvia; Ostreida; Ostreidae. Bases 37 to 1803 code for a protein of 588 amino acids. The record is from RefSeq and is a predicted model, not a curated record. The transcript is spliced from 5 exons.
CAUAAGGGAAGGAAAUCUGCACAUGGUUUCCGGAAGAUGUCGAAUCUAAAUAGUUCAAUCAGGUCAAAAUGCAGAAAGCUUUUUGUGGCUGCUAUCGACUUUGGGACAACUUAUUCGGGAUACGCCUUCUCCUCUACCUCGGAUUGGUCUAAAGUGUUGACCAGUAAUUGGACUGGGGGUAAGGUUGUCACCUUAAAGACUCCCACAGCUUUACUGUUAGAAGCGGACCAAACAUUUAAGGCCUUUGGAUAUGAGGCGGAGGACCAGUAUAUAGACUUGGCACGAGAUGAAGAACACGAGGAUUAUUAUUUCUUUCAUCGAUUUAAGAUGAUACUACAUUCCGAAAAAGCAAUAAGUAGAAAAACAAAGCUGAAAGAUGCCUCAGGUAAAGAAAUGGAAGCCCUUAAAGUGUUCAAGAUAUCUAUAGAGUUUCUGGUGGGUGACCUGAUGAAAACUCUAAAGAACAGUUAUCCAGAUAUAAAGGAAUCGGACAUUGACUAUGUUAUCACUGUGCCUGCAAUUUGGGAUGACAGAUCAAAGCAGUUCAUGAGAGAGGCUGCACGAGAGGCUGGGAUUGAGCGAUCAUCUUUGACUAUUGCUUUAGAGCCAGAAGCUGCAUCCAUUCAUUGUCAGUAUCUACCAGCCAAAGAUCUUAAUCUCUCACAGUCUAAAUAUCUGGGAGAACUUGCUGUUGGGAGCAAGUAUUUAGUGGCUGAUUUGGGAGGGGGUACAGCAGACAUAACAGUGCAUCAUAAAAUUGAUGACGGAUCUCUAGAGGAAAUGCGGGAGGCCAGCGGAGGACCAUGGGGAGGUAAAUCUGUGGAUGACGAAUUUGAAAAGUAUAUUGAGGAAAUCAUUGGAACAGAGUCCAUGAAAGAGUUAAAGAAGUCAUCGUUUGAUGAUUAUUUAGAACUAAUGAGGAACUUCGAGUUAAAGAAGAGAUCAGCUAAGCCAGGGAAAGAAGGAAACACACAUCUGUCCAUUCCACUGGGUCUUGUACAAAUUGUCAAAAAAGAUAAAUCCAGGAAAUCUCUAGAAAAAGCAAUUGAACAGUCCAAAUAUGCAGGAAAAGUCACUUUUGAAAACUGGAAGUUGAAGUGGAAAAACGAAGAUUUUCUUCAUUUCUUUGACAACACCAUUAAGAAAAUUAAAGAACAUUUACGAGGAAUUUUGUAUGAUAGUGAUAUGGUUGCUGUGGAAACAAUUCUAAUGGUAGGCGGUUUUGCUGAAUGUGAAGUUGUCCAAAAAGCUGUAAGAGAGGGAUUCAAAAUGAAACGUGUAGUUGUCCCUGAUGAUGCAGGCAUUUCUGUCUUAAAAGGCGCUGUGUAUUUUGGACACAUUCCUGAUGCCAUAUCUAGGAGAACAGCUCGAUACACCUAUGGCAUCCAAAGCUGGCCCGAGUUCAAUCCAACAAAACACCCAGAGAGCAAAAAAGUUGAAGUCAAUGGAAGAGCUAGAUGUAAAGAUGUUUUCUUCAAGUAUAUAACAAAAGGACAGCAUUUGACAGCAGGGUAUGAAAAAUCUCAAAUAUUUCAAGCUUUGAACCCAAAAGAGAAGAAAUUAGAGUGUGCAAUUUACAUCUCCGACAGCAAAGAUCCUAAAUACGUAGAUGACCCAGGAUGUCACCGCUUGGGGGUCUUAGUUAUACCCCUACCAGAUUUGCCAGAUGGUGCAUCAAUUGAAUUGGAAGAAAGUAUGAUAUUUGGAGAGACUGAGCUAAGACUUCAGGCUAAGGAUAUAUUUUCAGGAAAGAGUUAUGAAGUACAAUUAGAUCUUUUGGCUGAACCUUCGACUGAUGAAUAAGACUAAUUUUUUAGAGCUAAUUGUUUUUAAAGCAGAAAAUUAAAAGUGUUGAUACUUGCCAGUAUGCUGACAUUGUGGAUAACAUGAUCAGUUACUUAUGGAGAGAACUUUAAACAUCUUGCAAUAUUCUUAGAUCAAGGUGGUUCAUUUUAAAGUUUUGGAAAUAUUUGAGAUGUGGUUGUCUAAAAGUGUUGAAAAUUUGUAAAAAUAUAUAUAAAAUGCUACCCAUUACGAAUUCCUGAAUAUUAGAAAUCUAACCAAGAAAAACACUUUAAAAAAUAAAGAGGAAGAAUAAAAAUUAACACAUUGUAAACUGACAUAAACAUGAGAGCCUCUUCUUAUAUGUCAAAGAAAAUAAUUGAACUUUGUUAAGAUUGAGGGGAGUAUUUAUUAUUUUAAUACACUGACAUUGUUUGAUUUUUUUUUGUUUUUUAGUCGAAUAUUUUUUGUCAAUUUUAUUUAAAGAAAUAAACAUUUGAAAUAUG